CUCUUCCAUUCCUCAGGUUAAAAAAAAGAAAACAACGGUGAAAAAAAAGAGCAAAAAAAUGACCUGUUGUCUUAAUCACAACAUGCAACAAAGGACUGCUAGUAUCUGAGGCUAAUUUGCCCUAGCUGCCUGCGUGAAUGAGCCGUGGGCAGCCAACCAUAUGUGAUGUAAAAAAAAAAAAAGGCGAGAGAGAGACCAGAAAUCAAAUGCAGCCGUGUUUUUUAUUCUGACAAGUGCCGUAGCAGCGGAAAGCAAGGCGAGCAUACGGGAAGAGAUGCAGGGGCGAAGGGGCUGUCUGUAGGGCACCGGCGUUUCCACCGGCGUAGGCAGCAAUGGGGCCCCACUGAUGACGCACUUGCCCUCUCCACACACAGCUUGUAAUAUUCACGAUGCAGUCAUUGGCAAGCCAGCAACAGCUGAACGUACAACGUACGACACAGACACAUUAACUCACUCACACGCUAAGGGGGCCAGAUUGGGAAUUCACAGUGUGCCCACAGAUAGUCGUCCUUGCUCUUGUGUGCCCAAGAUGUCUCGAGUCAAUUUCGCCAGCAUAUUGUGGCAUUGUGAUGCGGCAACCAGCCAUGAAAUCCACUUUUGUGUCGGGAAUCCUGUACCCCUCAAAAGAUGUUUUUAGGACUUGCGGCCGGCAACAAAUCAACUGUAAAUUCCAGUGAUGGCUGCGGACGAAAGAAAGCAUUGUGAAAAACUUUGACAAACUGCUACGCCAAUUCCACAAGCUGUCUUGGCCAACGGAUUGAGGGAGAAAAUUGAUUUUGUACAAAAAAUUCCUGGAUAUCAGUUGUAAAGUGAACAACCUUCGAGAUGUCGUCGGUGAAAGUAGCAGUUCGAGUCCGUCCAUUUAACUCCAGAGAAAUCGGCCGAAAUGCUGAGUGUGUCAUCAGCAUGACAGGCAAAACAACAACUAUCGCAAAUCCUAAAGCACAGAACAAGGAACAACCAAAGAGUUUCAACUUUGACCAUUCCUAUUGGUCACACACCACUCCUGAAGAGCCAGAUUAUGCCUCCCAGAAACAGGUCUACAGUGACUUGGGGCAGGAGAUGCUUACGCAUGCGUUUGAAGGGUACAAUGUAUGCAUAUUUGCUUAUGGACAGACAGGGUCUGGAAAGUCCUACACAAUGAUGGGUAAACAAGAAACGUCCCAGGAAGGCAUUAUACCAUUGCUAUGUAAGGAGCUGUUUGACCGAGUCAGCAACCAUCCGGAACCCAACAUGCAGUACUCAGUAGAAGUCAGUUACAUGGAGAUCUACUGUGAGCGAGUGCGAGACCUGCUCAACCCAAAGAACAACAAGAACCUGAGAGUGCGGGAACAUCCGCUGCUGGGUCCCUACGUGGAAGAUCUGUCCAAGCUGGCAGUUAUGUCAUUUAGUGAUAUAUCAGAUCUGAUGGAUGAAGGCAACAAAGCGAGGACGGUGGCCUCCACCAACAUGAACGAGACAAGCAGUCGCUCACACGCCGUCUUCACCAUCGUCUUCACCCAGAAACGUCACGAUAUCGAGACGGAUCUGUGCACGGAGAAGGUCAGCAAGGUCAGCUUGGUUGACCUGGCAGGAAGUGAAAGGGCUGACUCAACGGGGGCCAAGGGGGUCAGGUUAAAGGAGGGAGCUAACAUCAACAAAUCGUUGACUACACUCGGCAAGGUCAUAUCAGCAUUAGCAGAAGUGUCUCAAAUGCAAUUAUCACAGGCAAGCAAGAAGAAGAAGAAGGCAGAUUUCAUUCCAUACAGAGAUUCAGUACUCACCUGGCUACUCAGAGAGAACCUGGGUGGUAAUUCCAAGACGGCCAUGAUCGCUGCGCUCAGCCCGGCCGAUAUCAACUAUGACGAGACACUCAGUACACUCAGAUACGCAGACAGAGCCAAGAACAUCGUCUGCAAAGCCAUCGUUAAUGAAGACCCCAACGCCAAGCUGAUCCGAGAGCUCAAGGAGGAAGUGCAACGACUGCGGGAGUUGCUGAUAGCUGAGGGGAUCCAGAUGAACGCGCUGCACUCUGGCAGCACGGAGAGCAGCGGACAACAGCAGCAGCAACGAAUCAUUCCUGUACAACCCAUGAAAGAGGAUGCGCUGGAUAGGCUAAAGGAAUCAGAGAAGCUGAUCGCAGAACUGAAUGAAACAUGGGAAGAGAAACUGAAGAAGACGGAAUCCAUCAGACUGCAGAGGGAGGAGAUGCUAGCUGAGAUGGGCGUGGCUAUCAGGGAGGAUGGCAACACAGUGGGCGUGUUCUCACCCAAGAAGACCCCCCACCUUGUCAAUCUGAAUGAGGAUCCAUUCAUGUCUGAAUGUCUACUCUACUACAUCAAGGACGGCGUCACCAGAGUUGGGCGUUCAGACGCUAACAUUACCCAGGACAUACAACUCAGAGGCUCACAUAUACAGGAAGAGCAUUGCUUAUUCACCAAAGAAGAUUCCCUAGUCAAGAUUGUACCAUUUGAGGGGAGUAUGUGUUACAUCAACGGAAAGAAAGUGUCCAAUCCGCUACUACUACGAUCAGGUUGUCGUGUGAUCCUGGGCAAGUACCACGUGUUCCGUUACAACCACCCUGAGCUGGCCCGUCAGGAGAGAGAGAAGACGCCUCAGGUGGAGACCACCUUGGCAGCUGAGAAGGAACCGGUGGAUUGGUCCUUUGCUCAGAAUGAGCUGCUGCAGAAGCAAGGCAUUGACAUCAAGGACGAGAUGGAGAGAAGGUUGCUUGCCAUGGAACUGCAGUACAAGAAGGAAAAGGAAGAGGCUGACCAGCUCUUGGAACAACAGAGGCUGGAUUACGAGAGCAAGCUGCAGGCUCUCCAGCGUCAGGUAGAAGAGCAGUCCCUCCUGUCUGGUAACACAACCCCCGGUGACCUGAGCGGCGAUGAUGAGGACAACCUGGAAAGUCAUCCCUGGACACCGAGGGAGUUUUCCCUAGCUAGCUGGGUGGUCAGGAAGUGGCGUUUCUAUCGCUUCACUUCAAUCAGGGAUGAUCUGUGGGGUAACGCUAUAUUCCUGAAGGAGGCUAAUGCCAUUAGCGUGGAACUCAAGAAAAAGGUUGAGUUCCAGUUUGUGCUGCUGACAGACACCAUCUACUCCCCCCUGUCACCUGACCUCCUGUCCAGCUCAGAUAACACAGACAUCUUGGAGCAUCCCUUCCCACGCACCGUGGUCGCUGUGGAGGUGACCGACAAGAAAAAUGGAGCUAUGCACUACUGGUCCCUGGAAAAACUAAGGAAACGUCUAGAGUUAAUGCGUGAGAUGUACGAUAACGCAGCCGAUGCCACGCCCACCACCCCUGAACCGCUCGGCUUUGAGAACAGUGCCGUGACUUGCCGUGACCCCUUCUAUGAUCGGUUCCCAUGGUUCCGACUCGUUGGAAGAUCUUUUGUGUAUCUGAGUAACUUGCUGUACCCUGUUCCAUUGGUCCACCGUGUGGCCAUCGUCAAUGAGAAGGGAGACGUGCAGGGCUACCUGCGCAUUGCUGUGCAACAUGUAGCACCAGACGAGGAGGCACCAGACUAUGGCUCGGGCGUGCGCCAAUCGGGGACAGCCAAGAUAGCAUUCAAUGAUGACGAAUACUUCCAGAGGAAGUUCAAGCGUAGUCCUACCACUGUGAGCCAAUCGGCGAUCUCCGAGGAUGAAGUCAGGAUUGUGGAGGGACAGAGAGAAAACUCCGAUCUUGAUAAUUCUCUCUCAGAUAUGAUUGAGAAACAAGACGUUGAGGCAAUGAGCACCACGGAGAGUAUGACGUCAAUCUCAACGGUAGACGUUCCAGAGAAUGAAUCGCUCAAGCUAGGGUCUACGUUCACAUUCCGUGUCACUGUGCUACAGGCCUCCGGUAUAUCCACAGAAUAUUCAGACAUCUUCUGCCAGUUCAAUCUGCUUCAUGGGCGCGAGGCCUUUGUCACACAGCCUGUGCAGAACAAGGUGCAGGGGGGCGGGGCGCCACUCGGGUUUUACUUUGUUCAAAGUAUUUCCGUGACCGUGACCAAAGCGUUCCUUGACUACGUCCGCACUUCACCCAUUGUCUUUGAGGUGUUUGGCCACUAUCAGGCCCAUCCUCUGCAUCACCAAAGCCAAGAAACUACCAGAUUGCGACCACUGAAGCGGAACUUUCCUCCCAGCCUUCCUCUUGCCAGACCAGUUCCAUCGCCUAAGCUCGGCCUGGUUAGCACGCCGAGUACCAGUCAUCUUCAUUCACGACAUGAUCUACUGGUCUUCUUUGAGAUCUGUGAACUCGCACCAUCAGGAGAGUAUCUUCCUGCCGUGGUAGACCACAGCGAUGAGUUACCAUGUAGUGGUGUGUACCUCCUACAUCAGGGUAUCCAACGACGUAUUGCCAUCACCGUCAUCCAUGAAUCGUCUAACGAGCUCAUCUGGAGAGAUGUCAGGGAACUUGUGGUCGGUCGUAUUCGGACGACCUUGGAAGUGACAGAACCAGAUCAUGAGCUGUCUGUCCUGUCACUCAAUCUGCUGCCAGCAAUGUACAUACAACAACCAGGAGACGACAGGACCUGUUUCCGCUUUGAGGCGGCAUGGGACACCUCCCUACACAAUUCGGUGUUGCUUAACAGAAUGACCCCCUAUGGUGAGCGGGUCUACCUUACACUCUCUGCUUACCUGGAGGUAAGUAGGAACGUGCUGGAUAAUUGCACCCAGUCUGCCUGUAUAACCAAAGACAUCUGUCUACAGAUGUAUGAACGCGAUGCUCGUAUCAGCCCAGCUCGCUCACUGCGUACCCUCUUCGGUAGUGGCUACUACAAGGCAUCUGACAGUCGUGUGACCGGGGUAUAUGAAUUAUCACUGCGUCGUUCCGCGGAAGCUCUGAGCCCAGGGCUAUCUUUCAGUCAAUAUGAUCUGAGAGACCUACUGGAAUCGACUUCGCCUGGGGCUAACACUCCCCAGACUAGUGGCACUCAGCGUCGUUUACGCAAAGUGAUUGACACUUCAGGCACCUAUGUCCGAGGAGAGGAGAACCUUCAGGGCUGGCGCCCACGAGCUGACUCACUGCUGCUGGAUCAUCAGUGGGAACUAGAGAAACUGGGCCGACUUGAAGAGGUUGAGAAGGCACGUCACAACCUCCUUCUCAGAGACAAAAUCCAGCAGGAGCUGGUCAACACGCGUGGAGAGGGCAUGCCGAAGUCUGAGACAGAUAGCUCCCUGGACACGACCCUGUCCAAUGACAGUAUGGAUAGAGAGCAUGAGUUGCUAGACCGUUGCGUCAAGCUGAUGAUGCGCAACCAGCCGCCUGUCCUGUCACCACCGCCAUUCAAAACCUCUGAGCCACCCACUGUCACUCUCCAGAGACCUGAAGACGUUGAUGAAAGCACUGCAUCAGCCUCAGUGGCCACCGGCAGCCAAGGUCAGGAGGUCAUGACCCCCGAUGAACCCAUGUCGUCCUCCAGCUCCAUGCCAGACUUACAGCUGUUGGGUCCCGGCACGCGUAAGCUACCGAUCCCGACGGAUCUGCCGGGGAUACAAGGCCACGACAUGGCAGGCGCAUCAGGGGAUGCCAGCAAGAUGAAGAAAGGUGGCAAGGGGAUGUUUGUGCCGGAUGUUGAAGAAAUCCGAGUCAGUCCUGUUGUGUCAAGGCGAGGCUACCUUAACUUCCUUGAGGAGAAGACAGCAGGGUGGGUCAUGCGUUAUGUCAUUGUGCGUCGUCCGUAUGUCUUCAUCUACGACAACGACAAAGACCCCAUUGAGAGAAGUUUGAUCAACUUAGCCACAGCGCAGAUAGAAUACAGCGAAGACCAGCAAGCAAUGCUCAGGACGCCAAACACUUUCUCAGUCAUCACCAAAUACCGUGGCUUCCUCCUGCAAACCAUCGGCGAUAAGGAUGUCUUUGAUUGGCUGUAUGCCUUCAACCCACUCCUGGCUGGUUCAAUCAGAUCCAAGCUCUCUCGCCGUCUAGCUACCCAGCUCAAGGUGUAAGCAAGACUAUCUGUGAUUGGCUGCUGUAACUGAGAGCAAGCCUCGGCUGGUCCAAUCAGAUCUCAGCGGUGUUGUUGUUAAACCCAGCUUUGAAAGAACGUUCUUGAUUGGUUGUUUGCACUUGGCCUACUUCUGGCUGGACCAAUCUAAUCAAAGCUCUCUUGUCAUCUAGCAGUCAAGCUCCGGUUCCUUCAAGUCUGGUAAACUGCAACUCAGAAUAUUGCCAAAGUUAGAAUCAUAGUAUAACUAUAACUUGCACAUGUUCCAAUCCCUAGACAACUCAUGUUCAAAUACUGUAUAUUAAUAUCCUGCAAGUUGUCUUAACGUAAAAAUAGUCCGGUCAAAUGUAAAUAAUCGUUCAGUGUUUAGUGUUUUAAUUAAUAGUUUCAGCAAAGUAAAUGUGAAACUUGACCAAAAUGUUUGUCAUGUGGUGAUCUAGAUAUCGACAAAUGAAUUAGUGACGUUAAAGGUUCAGGUUCAACCCCAAGUGCAGGUAUCCGUGAGGCUAGAAAGUUGCCUUCAAACUGAAAGGGAAUUAUCUCAUUAGUUUUUUUUAUUGAAUUAUUUAAGUAAACCUGCCAAAUUGAUUCAACAUCAUGUUUUAAGAUUUGCCAUUUUUUACGGACACUUUUAGCUCCUCAUUCCUCCAUUUUUAAUUUAUUCAUCCACCCUUUUAUUUUAUCCACCUCCUCACAGUUUUGUUGAAGAAAUUAUUUCAAUGCAGGGUUGGUUUUCAAAAAAACUAGUGGCAGGGUCGUUACAAGGGUCCAUACUUCAGGGUAUACGCGCAAUUGCGUAGUUCAGUGUUCCAAACGAUUGUUUUCCUGGGUUUUUGUUCGGAUUGCAUGUGAAUUGAAUGAGGUGGUGUCAUAGUUCAAGAACUUUUAAUCUAGCUGUAGGAAUCUGUCAGAUUCAGUCCACUUCACUCUUCCAUGUGAAAUCAGUAAGCAUCAAACCGUCAGAUUAUUUUGGUUCAAAGCUACAGGUACCACUAUUGUUUGGUUCAGUUUGAUUGGAUGGUCAUGCAGUUCUAGGAUUCUGUUGGAUUAAGGUCUUUGUGCUUUAUUCUUUGUUUCUGUUGGAUUUGGUUCAGUUGGAUUCAGCUUGCUCUGCACCUGUUAGAUUCUAAUUGCCUCGGGAUUUACUGAUGGAUCUCUAAUGGAUUUCUGUUGGAUUAAGUACCGGUAGGAUUUCUGUUGGAUUAUGUAGGAUUUCUGUUGGAUUAAAGUAGGGUUUACACUUGUUGAUGGGUUCUGUUGGAAUAUAUGUGCUUUAAUAUGAUUUGAUUUUGAUGGAAUGAGCAGGUUUUUGGAUUAUGAAGGAUUCAAUCAGGGAACUUGCACUGUAGCCAAAGAGAACCUGAUGUUUGGUUUAGUUAGUUUCAUGUAUAAAUUACCACUUUUAGAAUAUGUUCGUGCAUACUGUUAGCUUGGAAAACCCCAACAUACUAGCCUGACUGUGCUGUAUUUGUCCAGUGGAAAUGUCCUAGUAAAUGUACCUAUAUUACGUGUAGAUAUAGAACUGUGUGGGAUAAAUGUAGGGAAACUAUAUUCAAGUCUUUCACUGAUGGAAUUCUGUGCUGAUGGGACAGAUUGUGCAGAUUGUGAUUGGAGAGUGUCAUUGAGAGUCCUGUUUUCUCUUUUCAUUGUUGGGUCAUUUCAUUCUUUGUUUGAUGUAUGUAAUGCUGACUGAACCCUAUAGUCACAGACAUAUAUAUACAGAAAGAUGGGUGAUUUUAUUUUUCCCCAAUUUUUUUUGGAAAGGGGGGGGGGUUGUGAUGGUGGAUUUUCUGUGAUAUAAUAUGGAUUGCUGUUUUGUGUUUAAUCUUUUUGAUUCUACUGGAAAGUAACAAAUGAAAACCAAAGGUCGGUACAAUUUGGAAUUUUCUGAAGGUUUUCUUUCUUUUUAAGUUUGUUGUUUUAAAAUUUAAGGCUACUUUGUAUGCUUUCGAAGCAGUGAAUCACAAUUAUAACUAUGUGUCCUCUCUGUCACACAGAUUUCUGCAAUUGUAAAAAAAAAAAAAAAAAAAAAAAAAACAUUUAAGGAAUAAUUUGACCUGUUAAAUGCUGUGGAUGUAUUGAAUGUUACGAUAAAAUGGUCAGUAUUGUUCAAGUCAAACAGAACUUUAUCAUGCGUUACAUAAAUGAAUAUGCAGUUGAGGAGGAACACAGACUUUAAAAAAUGCAGUGUACAUAGUGCGUAUCGUACUUACGUCAAGUGACAUCAUGAGUAGGUGUAGUAUGUACUUGUAAAUAUCACAUAGGAAAUGGUAAAAUAAUGGAGAAUUAAUGGCAGUUUUUGUUGUGAUCUAUAUAUAUGAGUAUUUUUAUGCAAAUUGGCUUGCCAUAUAUAAAAACAACUUGACUGAGCAAAAGUGUGACGGCAAAUCUAAGCUGUAGCAGUUUCAUAGAUGUAGAAAAUAGAAUUGUAGUUACUUUAAAGAUGAUUGUAAGCCAACAAAGCUAAACAAAGGCCUUGUACUGUGUACGUGAGGAAAAUUGAACAUCACACAACUUACAUUUCACUAAAAAUUGAAGGGAACUAAAAGUUUGGAAGAAAACAUUUUACAAACGGCUGUUUAUAAUGUAGGAUUGAUAAUUACAGACGAGCACAAGGUUAGGAACAGAAAAUGAAAAGGGGGGGGGUUGAAAUGGUUUACAAAUAGGAACGGUAGCCAAGUUCUGAAUGUGGCUUUGAUUCCUAACUCAAGCUCAAUUUCCGUGUGCUUUGUUGUUCCUUCUAGUGCAGUAGUGCCUUUAGAAUGUUUAGAUGUUUUAGCUUAUAGCCUGAUAAGUACGUAUAGAAUAUUUACAAUCAAAUCACAUCACUUUGUCUUUCUGCAAGUUUCACUGAUUGUUCCAUUUCCCUUUAAUAUUUUGCAUUGUACAUCUUUUUUUAUUUUAUGAAGAAAAAAAAUAAUUGUACAAAGAAUUUGUUAAUGAUUUUCAAUUGCCACGCACACUGACUGUUUUGUUCUGGGGAGCCUUUUUUGAUUAAUUUUACAAACUGUAUUAUAUGUUAUGAACCAAAUAAGUUAUUUCUUUUUGGAUAAUGUUGCCUGAUUCAACUAACACUGCUGCCACGUACUUGAUUUUUUUUUUUAAAUGCAGCGUUUGUAAGUAUUAUUGCAAGCAGUAGCAAUUUAUACGUAAAAGCAAUGAAAGUGACAAAUAUAUCGGUGCAAUGCUCAUCUGUUUAAAUAUUUAAAUUAAAAAUCUAGGGUAUGUAGCAAAUGUCAUUACUUAAAUACUGGAAUGUAACAGUUGUGUGUCUCACGUUUUAAAAGUAAAAAUUUUAUUUUCUUACUGUAGUAUUAAUUAAUGUAUAGGACUAUGUAACAAUGAUGUAGUGAAUGACAUUUGUGUAUGAGCCAUGCUGGAUUCAUUUU
Molecule: messenger RNA, 9307 nt
Organism: Patiria miniata (bat star)
Lineage: Eukaryota; Metazoa; Echinodermata; Asteroidea; Valvatida; Asterinidae
Product: kinesin-like protein KIF1A
Exons: 38
Coding region: 826-5919 (1697 amino acids)
Biological process (GO): microtubule-based movement
Molecular function (GO): microtubule binding; ATP binding; microtubule motor activity
Source: RefSeq, a predicted model, not a curated record